Odocoileus virginianus texanus is the source of this 671-nucleotide messenger RNA. The record is from RefSeq and is a predicted model, not a curated record. NCBI's taxonomy places the organism in Eukaryota, Metazoa, Chordata, Mammalia, Artiodactyla, Cervidae.
UGUACUUAGCCACGGAGGUGCUCAGACAUCAGCUUGGCGCCUGUUUUCCCUGGUACCACUGUGUGCCCAGCUCAGCAGGUGCUGACCUCCUGCUUGUAGAUGUGCCCAGGGCUGGGACAGGUAGCGUCCGAUGCCAGCUCAUUGCUAGCGCUAGUCUUACAACAUCAAGCAUAUUGCUUUGUGGUCAGCCUUUUUGUUUGUUAAUCACAGAUUACUGAACGAGAAUUAAAACCAGGGGGUGCCAACAUCCCAGUUACAGAGAAGAACAAGAAGGAGUACAUUGAGAGGAUGGUGAAGUGGAGGAUUGAGAGGGGCGUCGUGCAGCAGACAGAAAGCCUGGUGCGCGGCUUCUAUGAGGUUGUGGAUGCCAGGCUGGUAUCUGUUUUUGAUGCACGAGAACUAGAACUGGUCAUCGCAGGCACAGCUGAAAUAGACCUGAGUGAUUGGAGAAACAACACAGAAUACAGAGGAGGAUAUCAUGACAAUCACAUUGUAAUUCGGUGGUUCUGGGCUGCAGUGGAAAGAUUCAACAAUGAACAACGACUGAGGUUGUUACAGUUCGUUACAGGCACAUCCAGCAUUCCCUAUGAAGGAUUUGCUUCUCUCCGAGGCAGUAAUGGCCCAAGAAGAUUCUGUGUGGAGAAAUGGGGGAAAAUCACUGCUCUUCCCAG